Messenger RNA from Dermacentor silvarum, 447 nucleotides. RefSeq names its product proline-rich protein HaeIII subfamily 1-like. Lineage: Eukaryota; Metazoa; Arthropoda; Arachnida; Ixodida; Ixodidae. The transcript has a single exon. The record is from RefSeq and is a predicted model, not a curated record. The coding region runs from base 1 to 447 and encodes 148 amino acids.
AUGGCCAGCGCCCUCAUGGCGCCGGAGCCGCGUCGUACGCCGGUCCGUAAGGAAGGGCCAAGGAUGCAUCCAUCAGUACCCACAGACCAUCCGGGAGGCCCCAGGUUGCAGCAGUCAGAACCAACAGACCACAUGGAAGACGCCAGAAUACAGCCGUCGGAACGCACUCACCCCACGGGUGUCCCCAGAAUUCAGCCGUCGGAUACCACGGACCGCACGGGGGGCCCCAGGGUGCGACCGUGGAAAUCCACGGACCGCACGGCAGGCCCCGGGACGCAUUCGUCGGAACCAAUGGACUGUACGAGAGGCCCCAGGGUAAAGCAGUGGAAAACCACGGACCGCACGGGAGGCCCCAGGAUCGAUCCCUCGGAAGCCAUUGACUGUACGGAAGGCCCCAGGGUGCAGCCGUCGCCACCCCUGGACCGUACGGGAGGCCCCAAGAGGUAG